AUGGUCUCUAGGUCUACUGAAGUGGCCGACACGCACCCGCUACCUUCAUCUCAUACCCCCAAUACACCCUCGAAGUCGAGAAUGGCACGGCUUGGUUCGAGUCCCUCCAAGCGGGACGAUAAGGAUAACAACAAGAUGAUCAAGUCAUCGGCAAAGGAUGUUUCGGAAUUGAAAGACUACCAACUAGGAGAUUGUUUGGGCAAAGGUGCCUUCGGGUCAGUCUACAGAGCUUUGAACUGGAACACGGGGGAGACCGUUGCCGUCAAGCAGAUUAAAUUGACCGAUCUGCCUAAGACUGAAUUGCGGGUUAUAAUGCUGGAGAUCGACUUGCUCAAGAACCUGGAUCACCCUAAUAUCGUGAAGUACCAUGGUUUCGUCAAGUCGCCCGAAACUCUAAACAUCAUUCUCGAAUACUGUGAAAAUGGCUCACUUCAUUCGAUUGCGAAAAACUUCGGCCGCUUUCCAGAAAACCUGGUCGGGCUGUACAUGUCUCAAGUUCUCCACGGCCUUCUGUACCUGCAUGAACAAGGUGUCAUCCACCGAGACAUCAAAGGUGCCAACAUUCUUACCACCAAGGAAGGACUAGUGAAGCUGGCCGACUUUGGUGUAGCGAGUCGGACGACUGGUCUCAGCGAAUCGAGCGUGGUUGGUACUCCAUACUGGAUGGCCCCCGAAGUUAUUGAACUCUCCGGGGCGACCACGGCCUCUGAUAUCUGGAGUUUGGGCUGUACAGUGAUCGAGCUUCUUGAGGGCAAGCCUCCGUAUUACAACCUGCAACCCAUGCCGGCUCUGUUUCGAAUCGUUAAUGACGACCAUCCUCCCCUGCCGCAGGGUGCCUCUCCAGCUGUGAAAGACUUCUUGAUGCAAUGUUUUCAAAAAGAUCCCAAUCUUCGAGUGUCUGCGAGAAAACUGCUCAAGCAUCCUUGGAUCGUGAAUGCCCGACGCUCAGACUCCAUCGUUCCCAAAAAAUCAACAGAAUACGAGGAAGCGGUCCGAAGCGUGCAAGAAUGGAACGAAGCCCUGCGGUCCCCUGGCGCUGGGGACUUGAAAAAACCGGGUAAGCCCGAUCAUACUAAUCGGGAACUGCCAUCGUCAAGGAACAGCCCCGAAAAAGACAUGUUGUCCACCGCAGUCUCAAAGAAUGCCGCGAGCCGACACAGAUCACCCGAGUCUCCAACCGACGACAACUGGGACGAUGACUUUGCAACUGCGAUUUCUCCCAGCGCUUUGCAGCUGCCCCAUCUUCGGCCACACGAUAACUUUGGCGGCAUGCUCUCGUCGGAAAAGCUAAAGGCUUUCGCUUCUCUUGAUGGCACAGUGUUGAAGUUCGAUGAUAGCUUCGGAUCAUUUGAGGACUCUUCAAAAGGCUCGCAGUUACCUUAUGAAUCAGACCCUCUACAGACCAUCAGACCGUUCCCACCCAGGCAGCCCGCAGGAGAAGAGCUGCAGCUCAGGGGUUCCCCUCGUAACCGUCCCAGCAAGACUUCACUAUCCGCCCUGCAAAAUGUGCCAAUACUCAGCCCGAACCCUACGCCGCCACCCCGGCAUAAACGCCCAGCUGCGUUCUACAAGGAGAACUCAGUCGAAGACUACUCUGAUCUUAUCGUAGACAAUGAAUCCAUCUUAGAAAGAAAAUUUGGUGCUUUCAAUGAUUUGAUCGAUAUAGAUAAGCAGCUCACUGUUGUUCACUCCCCAUCAAUGAUUGUGGCUACACAAACAGUACCCGACGAGGUUAUUCUCGACGACACCCAACCCCAACUGAGAAGACAGUUAUCUACUAGACGCCACCGAUCUGCGAUUGAGAUCCAGAGAUUUGCAGAGAACGAAAGUGACGAGGACUUCUCUGACAUUCUAGGCUCCGACCAAGUUGCUUUGGAGAAAACCGAUCAAGAGACGGUCCCUGAUCGAAGCGCCCUACUACUCAACUCCAAACUAUCCAAUAAUUCCUGGCUCGGAGAUCAGGAUGACGACGACGAUCCAUUUGCCCAGCUUGAGGAGGGCUUUGAUGAAAUGGACUUGCAAGCCAACAUCGCCCGCGACAAAUACGCCCGGCUUCGAAACCAAGUGGAGGGCUUGGUGGGCUCUCUCAAGACCUCGCAGGAUGACGACGUACUUGCAGACAUAUCGGAACAGCUCCUUAACAUCUUUUACGAUCUGCCAGAGACCAAGAACAUCAUCAUCAGUGCUCACGGGAUGUUGCCUAUCCUCGAAAUCUUGGAUAUUUGCCGUCGACGCGAUGUCAUCACCAAUUUAUUGAAGAUUGUCAAUGCGAUCAUAUACGAUGAUUACGAGAUUCAGGAAAAUCUGUGUUUUGUCGGAGGCAUUCCUAUCAUCAAUGAGUUCGCCGCGAAGAAAUAUCCUAGGGAGAUCCGCCUCGAAGCUGCUGCUUUUGUACAGCAGAUGUACCAAACAUCUACCUUGACUCUCCAGAUGUUUGUUAGCGCUGGUGGUCUGAACGUUCUGGUCGAAUUCCUCGAGGAUGACUUUGAAGAAGAACGUGACCUGGUGCUGAUUGGGGUGACUGGGAUUUGGAGUGUAUUUGAGCUUCAAGGUUCAACGCCUAAAAAUGAUUUCUGUCGGAUAUUAUCCCGGAACUCCGUCUUAGAUCCUCUCUCUCUCGUCUUGAGUCGGGUUCUGGAUGAAGAAGGGGAGUUUGCCGAGGUUGUUGAAGGCCGAAUCGCGAAUAUCUUCUUUAUAUUCUCACAAGCAGAAAAUCAUGUGAAGGAGAUGGUUGCAGAAAGGACAGUUUUGCACCGGGUGCUCAAGGAGUUGAAGCGCAUGACUCCAGUUCACCAGAUCACCAUGUUGAAAUUCAUCAAAAACCUAUCUAUGCUGUCAACCACUCUUGAUUCGCUUCAAAAUUCCAACGCCAUCGACGUGCUUACCGAGCUUCUGAGAUCGACCAUCAGACGUCCCCAUUUCCGGGAGGUUUCCAAUCAAAUCCUGAAUACCAUCUACAACAUGUGCCGUCUCAACAAAACACGACAAGAGGAUGCCGCGUUGAAUGGAAUCGUACCCCUCCUCCAGAAGAUAGUGCAGACCGAGCGACCCCUUAAGGAGUUCGCCCUACCGAUUCUCUGCGACAUGGCACAUUCGGGCAAGGUCGGUCGUCGAGAGCUCUGGCGCAACAAGGGCUUGUCCUUCUACAUUUCUUUGCUAUCGGAUCCAUACUGGCAGGUUACUGCUUUGGAUGCCAUCUUUGCCUGGCUCCAAGAAGAAACGGCCAAGGUCGAAGAACAUCUAUUGGAAAAUCGUCAAGAUAAACUGUCUUUUACCGAUGCAAUUGUCAGAUGCUUAACUGUGUCCAAAGCGAAUGCAUUUGAGAAUCUUCUGGAGCCGCUACAGAAGCUUCUCCGGCUCAGUCCUCCAGUUGCGUCGACACUUGCUCGACCGGAUCUCUUUACCCGGAUCGGACAGAAGGUACACCAUAAUAAAGCUGCUGUUCGGCUCAAUCUACUCCGAAUCCUAUCCACAAUCUGCGAUUCGACUGAAGAGCAGGGCGGUCUUCUUGUUCGAUACGGCCUACUGGACGCGAUCAGGGAGCUCGAGAAUGACCCUGCCAUUCUCGUCAGAGACAUGGCGGGUAAAUUGAUCACAUCCAGCGAGAGAAGUGAAGCGCUCAGCGCCGGUAAGCGCCGGCCUCCCACGAGGCGUCCGAGUACCUCGACUACCACGCCACCCAGUCUUCUAUCCAGUCAAUCCACACCGUCUACUCCGCAGAUCAAUCGUUCGAGUCAGUCGAAGGGGUAUUUCGAAGGGCGAGAAACGCCACGUCACGCGCGAAAUGGCCUGAAUAACUCUUCUUUGGCACUUCGGCCGGCCAGCCGAGAUGGCAGCGGCUCCGGCCUUGCCACAGGCCUCAAUGCAAACUCGGCGGUGCCGCGAACCAGAAUGUCUCGAGGCAUGUCUAACAACAGGCUGUCUCAUAUCGAAUUGUUAUCCGAAGAGGACGGCAGAACCCUCAGCUCAUCCACCCGUCGACCAUCAAUCGUUCCGCCCCGACGCAGGCGUCCUACCCUGGUGGAUACCGAAUGGCCGGCAUAGUCUGAGAGAACUCCCCCGUCUAGCCAAACCAAGCAUCUUCUUCUUCUUCUUCUUCUUUGUUCAUCUUGUCACUGGAGCUGGCUCUUUGGUCUCAAAAAAUCAUCAAGGGAAUACGGACCCGAUAGUCUUUUGCCAAGCUCGUCGCAUAGUCAAGGCGCAUUGGGCUGGGUAUGAGUGUUAGUUACUGCCUCUUGUCUUGUGUAUUCCAAAAUAGGUACUGUUUUUUGUUGUCUUGAGUUUCGCGAGGACUUUUGCCUGCUCUUGUUGGCCAUUCCCUGUGUAUUUCCCCUCCCUCCAAAAUAGGUAUCU
Molecule: messenger RNA, 4353 nt
Organism: Penicilliopsis zonata CBS 506.65
Lineage: Eukaryota; Fungi; Ascomycota; Eurotiomycetes; Eurotiales; Aspergillaceae
Exons: 10
Coding region: 1-4044 (1347 amino acids)
Biological process (GO): protein phosphorylation
Cellular component (GO): cytoplasm
Molecular function (GO): ATP binding; protein serine/threonine kinase activity
Source: RefSeq, a predicted model, not a curated record